Tachyglossus aculeatus (Australian echidna) is the source of this 2097-nucleotide messenger RNA. Its product is annotated as vomeronasal type-2 receptor 26-like. Gene Ontology annotation, molecular function: G protein-coupled receptor activity. Gene Ontology annotation, cellular component: membrane. Bases 1 to 2097 code for a protein of 698 amino acids. The record is from RefSeq and is a predicted model, not a curated record. Gene Ontology annotation, biological process: G protein-coupled receptor signaling pathway. The transcript has 6 exons. NCBI's taxonomy places the organism in Eukaryota, Metazoa, Chordata, Mammalia, Monotremata, Tachyglossidae.
AUGGCACUGAGCUACAGCAAGCAAGAUGACACUACAGUUGUAAAGAAGUUCUGCUAUCAGGAGGUGGCCGAGUCCAUGAUUCUCCCAGCCAACUCCAGGACUCUUCCUGUGAUGCUGAGACACCUGCCCGAUGUGAAGCCUGCCAACGGCAGAGUCGCUGCAGGGACUGGCAUUGUUGUGAUCUCCUAUGGACCAUUCGAUCCGGUCCUGAGCGACAAGACCCAAUUUCCAUCUCUCUAUCAGGUGGCCCCCAGGAUCUCCUCUCUGCCUCGGGGGAUGGUCCGUUUAAUGGUACAUUUUGGCUGGACUUGGGUCGGGCUGGUGGUGUCAGAUGAUAUGAUAGGAGAGAGAUUCCUCUCGGAUGUGACCGGGGAGAUGGUCAGGAAUGGUGUCUGUGCAGCCUUUACCAUAAAGUUCCCCAGUGAGAGGUUCAACUUUUAUUUAGCCUGGAAAGUCUACUACAGGGUCACGGCUACCUCAGCCACAGUGAUGGCUGCCUAUGGGGAUGCAGAGUCCCUAAGCCUUCUGAGAUAUGUGAUAGAGAGGUCUGGACUGUUCAAGAUGGUUUUGAUCACCACUUUUUACUGGGACUUUACUUUGAACAUUAAGAAAGUGACAAACAACUACAACUUUCAUGGAACUUUCACAAUGGCAAACCUUAUUAAAGAAGUUCCCCAUUUCAGGGAUUUUUUACGGACAGUUAGACCAGAAAAAUAUCCAGAAAUCAUUGUCUUGAAGGAGUUCUGGGAGUCUGCCUUUGACUGUUCCUUUUCAUUUCCUGAACUGGGUGGAAGAAAAUGCUCAGAAAACGCUUCCUUGGAGUUGCUGCCUUUGCACCAUUUUUCCCUGACGAUGUCUGCCCUGAGUUACAGUGUGCACAAGGCCAUGUAUGCUGUCACGCAGGGGCUCCAGGAGUUGCUCCUGUCCUGCUCAGACCUGGAAUCUCGGGGAAACAAGGAUUGUCUGGUUCCUCAUCUGUGGCAGCUCCAUGAGUUUCUGAGAAAGCGUGAGUUUGACAACCGUGCCGGGGAAGUGGUUAUUCUGGACGAGAACCGCAGAUCUGCUGCAAAAUUUCACCUUCUGAACUUUGUGAUUUUUCCCAAUGGAAAUGGUGAGUUGGUGAAAGUCGGAGAGGUGGACCCCCAGGCACCCCCUGACCAAGACGUCAUCUUCGAUCGUGUAGCCUCGGGGAGCCUCUCAGGCGUGGAGCAGUGUGUGAAGUGUCCCGAAGAUCAGUAUUCAAACAUUGCGAGAGCUAGCUGCCUUCACAAAGUGGUGACUUUCCUGUACCCCAAAGAACCGUUGGGGCUGAUCCUGGUCUGCAUGACCCUCUCCUUCUUUCUCCUCACAGCCCUGGUUUUAGGGGUCUUCAUUAAGCACCGGGACACCCCCAUAAUCCAUGCCAAUAACCUCAAUCUCAGCUACACCCUCCUCAUCUCCCUCAAACCGUGCUUCCUCUGUGCCCUGACCUUUAUCGGCCAACCCACCACAUCCUCCUGCCUCCUCCGACAAACAGCUUCUGGAGUCGUGUUCACUGUAUUCGUCUCCUCCAUUUUGGCCAAGACUGUCACCGUGAUUAUGGCUUUCAAGGCCACAAGCUUGGGGAGCAGAGUCAGAAGGUGGGUGGGGCCCAGAGCCUCCAUCUCAAUAGUCCUGUCCUGCUCCCUGGUCCAGGUGACCAUCUGUGUGAUCUGGUUGGGCACCGCUCCCCCAUUCCCGGAGUUGAACACACGCUCUGAGCCCGGACUCAUUAUCCUAGAGUGUAACGAGGGCUCCGUGAUUGCCUUCUACUGUGUCCUGGGCUACCUGGGCUUUCUGGCCCUAGUGAGCUUCACUGUGGCUUUCCUGGCCAGGAGGCUGCCCGACAGCUUCAAUGAAACCAGGUUCAUCACGUUUGGCAUGCUGGUGUUCUGCAGCGCCUGGGCCUCUUUCCUCCCCGCAUACCAGGGCACCAAGGGGAAGGCCACAGUGACCACAGAGAUCUUCUCCAUCCUGGCCUCCAGUGCCGUGCUUCUUGGCUGCAUCUUCAUCCCACAGUGUUAUGUCAUCCUGCUGCAGCCUGACAGGAACACCUGGGAGUGGUUGAAGAGGAAAUGA